Naumovozyma dairenensis CBS 421 is the source of this 1593-nucleotide messenger RNA. RefSeq names its product type 2C protein phosphatase PTC6 (gene PTC6). The record is from RefSeq and is a predicted model, not a curated record. NCBI's taxonomy places the organism in Eukaryota, Fungi, Ascomycota, Saccharomycetes, Saccharomycetales, Saccharomycetaceae. Bases 1 to 1593 code for a protein of 530 amino acids. Gene Ontology annotation, molecular function: protein serine/threonine phosphatase activity. Gene Ontology annotation, biological process: protein dephosphorylation. The transcript has a single exon.
AUGAAUGGCCGAUCACAAUCUUUCAUUCAUUUAAAACCAUCUACAAUUUUACCUAAUUCACAAUGGUCAAGAACAACAAAUAAAUGGAACAAUAACACUAUCAAGUACAAUAAUAAUGGCAAUAAUAUCAAUAUUCUCAAUCAAGCCUCACAUUCCACAAUUCCUUCCAAAAAUACACAGGAAAGCAGGGGAGUAGGUAACAAAAAGCAUACUAAUAUUCCUUUAAUGUUAAGAAUCCCAUUAUUAAAAUUCCCCAGUGUGAUUGGUCAUUCAACAAGUAGAAUCAACAGAUUACAUAAUGAAGAUACAUAUUCGAUAAAUAUAUUAAAACUACCUACAAGAUUAGAGCAAUUAAAACUAUUAAGGGACCCCAAAUAUGUGGACAGGAAUCAAGAUAAGAAAUCAGUGCUAAAUGUAUCCAUAUUUGAUGGUCAUGGAGGUAAUGGGAGAGUAUCUAAACUACUCGCUGAAUCAUUUCACGAAGAAUUAGUUCAAAAUAAUCCAACAAAGGAAAAUUUUUUCCACCUUUUAGAAAAAUAUGUAGAAUUAAUUGGGGGAUCAUAUUGGGAAAAAUUGAAUUCAACAAGGGAUUUAUUCUUUGAUAAAUUUAUUAAAAAUUGUAAUACAAAGGAGGAAUCAGUACUCUAUGGCUCUAAUAAAUUUGGUUCAAGAAUUAUAUUUGAUAAAUUCGGUAACAUCAUUGAUAAGACUCAUCUUUUAAACGUCCAUGAAAGGUUAAGAAUAUAUUAUACUUUUCUGAAAUUUGAUCUUGAAAAAUGUUGCGGAUUCGAGAAAUUGACUAAUGAUAAUGAUAUGUCCUUCGAAAAUAGAAUAAAGAAAUUUCCAGGUGGAUCUACUGCUUCAUCCAUAUUUUUAUCCUCAUACGAUGAAUCGUUAGCAUUGGAUGAAUCAUUUUUCGUAGAUCCCAAGGGUUUAUUGAAAUUAGUAGUCACUCAAGUGGGUGACACUAGAAUAAUCCUUUGUGAUCAAAAUGGGAUUGCUCAUCCAUUAACUAAAAUUCAUCACCCAUCUUCCGAAAGAGAAUCUGAAAGAUUAAAUAUCGAUGAAGGAAAGAGGAGACAAAAGAGGACAAACCUUGAAAGUGAUGAAAAUGCAUAUGAACAAGACAAAGAUGCCUUUGGAGAAUCUAGAUUCUUGAAUAACUUCGCUAAUACCAGAGCAUUUGGUGAUUUAUUGGGGAAAAGAGAAGGAUUAUCUUGUGAACCUGAUAUCUAUUCUUAUUUGGUUGGUAGUACAUCUCAACUCCCACAUUCUGAGAAAUCAAAAUUACAAUUCGGUGGAGAAGAAUGCUUUAUUUGCCUCGUAUCAGACGGAGUUUCCGAUUUGAUGCCAGAUCAAGAAUUAGUAGAUUUAAUUACAUCAACAGUGAAUAUGAGAGGCUUGAAAAAUGCUACAGCACAAUUCGUUUCAGAAGAAGUUAUUAAAUAUAUCCAGGCUAUUGGAGGAAAACAUGCUGAUAACGCCACUUGUGUUGUAUUAAGAUUACCGAAUUGGGGGAAUUGGCCCAUGAUUGAUCGUACUGGUGCACUUAGAGAGGAGAAAUUAUUAAAUGCACAGCAAGGUGAUCGUUAA